Chenopodium quinoa (quinoa) is the source of this 1612-nucleotide messenger RNA. Its product is annotated as p21-activated protein kinase-interacting protein 1-like. The transcript has 3 exons. The record is from RefSeq and is a predicted model, not a curated record. Bases 181 to 1170 code for a protein of 329 amino acids. Lineage: Eukaryota; Viridiplantae; Streptophyta; Magnoliopsida; Caryophyllales; Amaranthaceae. Gene Ontology annotation, molecular function: protein binding.
UCGUUAGGUUUUUAGGUCAAGUUUUUCAACUUUCAACUUCCAAAGUUCAAGCCCUUGAGGCAUAAACCCUGAAUUAGGGGUUUAGAACAACUCCUCCUCCUUCUCUUCACUCUAUCAACACCCAAGGCCACCAUAAACUCCCGGCAGCCGUCGGCACAUUCACCGCACACAUCGCUAACAAUGUCUCUAAUCGCCGGCUCAUAUGAAAAAUUCAUCUGGGGCUACAAACUCCGACAAUCCAACCCCACCUCAUCCGACCAAACCCUAACCCUAAACCCCCAAUUCUCCUACGCCGCCCAUCUUUCCCCCAUCAAAUCCGUCGCCGUCUCCGGCGUAGUCGCCGCCUCUUCCGCCGGCGACGACACCGUCAAACUCUACGACCUCGCAACUUCCUCCGAACUCGGCUCUCUCCUUCUCGAAACUUCCGUUACUUCUCUCUCCUUCUUCACCCCUCCUUCUCUCUCCUCUUUCCCUCGCAAUCUCUUCGCUGCUGCCGAUGACGGGUCCUUCUCCAUUUUCGAUGUUGACCCUUUUGUUCUUCUCAAGACGAUUCAGGUUCAUAAGAAGGGGAUUAAUGAUUUGUGUGUUCAUCCUUCUGGGAAAUUGGGUUUGUCUGUUGGAAGAGAUUCUUGCUUGGCAAUGGUUAAUUUGGUUAGAGGAAGGAGGAGUUUCAUAUGUAGGUUAGAGAAGGAAGCUAACAUUGUUGAGUAUUGUUCUGGUGGGGGUAGGUUUUUUAUGGUUUCUGAUGGGAAAAUUAGUCUUCAUGAGGCUGAAGAUGCCAAGAUUGUUGGGGAAUUUGAGAGUGCUAAGCGUGUUCUUUGUGCUGCCCCUGGCGAGAAUGGACUUAUUUUUACUGGUGGGGAAGACCGUGCACUCACAGCAUGGGACACAGUUAGCGGGAAGGUUGCCUACAGCAUAGAGGAUGCGCACAAGUCCCGUGUAAAAGGAAUUGUUGUGCUCUCUAGGGAUGGAAAUUCUGGUGCUACUGAAAAUCCUUAUUUAUUGGCUUCUGCAUCUUCAGAUGGAGUGAUCCGUGUCUGGGAUGUACGUGCUACCAACAAAGAAAAGUCAAAGCCAUUGUCUGAGGCCAAUACAAAGUCACGACUAACAUGUCUAGCUGGAUCAUUAAAAAUCUUUGAAAAAAUCACAGUUGACAAAAGAUUCUCCUGAGAAUGCUGUAGAAAUGGAAGAAUCAUAGUGUGGCAUAAUGGGGAGCUGAUUAACUUUGCUACUUUAUAAGUCUAAACUUGUGUAAGUAUUAUAUAAUCUGUAGAGCUGCAGAACAUGAUCAGAUGUGCUCAUCAAUCCAAUUUUGAGUGGAAACAAUUAUAGCAUUCGGAAUAUUGCAUUUAGAUAAAUUUUUGGUUUUGUUUUAGAGCUCUUUUAGAGUUUUAGUUUAAAUGCUGCAGCUUAGUUAUAGAAUGUAUGUCUUUCUUAGCAAUAGCUGCUUUGAUAAAAUCUUAUGAUUCUGUAAUUGAAUUGUCAAUUUAUGGACGAAGUGCUUGAUAGUUGAUACUUUGUUGGUCAAACCGUGUUCCUUAGAUCUUAUCAAUUAGCAUGACUGGAUUAUUUUGUAUAAUACUGAAUCAUGAAAUCAAUUGUUGUUUUUCAA